Bipolaris zeicola 26-R-13 is the source of this 774-nucleotide messenger RNA. RefSeq lists its product as uncharacterized. The transcript has 2 exons. The record is from RefSeq and is a predicted model, not a curated record. Bases 1 to 774 code for a protein of 257 amino acids. Lineage: Eukaryota; Fungi; Ascomycota; Dothideomycetes; Pleosporales; Pleosporaceae.
AUGUCAACGCUCCGGCCGACGCGCCUCUAUCGACUGUAUCCCGCUUAUUGCUUUGGUGCAUCUCCCACCUUCAAUACAUGGGUGAAGCUCACUGUUGCCGAUGUGCAUGCUCUCCGGUCUGAGAAGGACUUUGAAGGACAGCGCAUCUACUUCUACCAUAAUCAUCCUAUUCGAUAUGUUCGCAUAGUCGGCGUUGUUGUAGCCAUCGAUGAUAUCAACCUCAAAUAUACAGUCCUCACCAUCGAUGACGGAAGCGGAGCCAUUAUCGAGCUGAAGAUUGUGCGGGAGAUCCCAGCAGAGAAGAAUCCCGUCGACACUUCCUCGCCCACGGAAAUUGAAAAUGUUGAAGUCGUCAGUCGGCUUGGCGUCUUUGACGUUACAGUAGACAAGCAACCCUUGGACAUUGGAUCCGUCCUUAAAGCGAAAUGCACCAUAUCAGAGUUUAGAGGCAUAAAGCAGCUGGAAUUGAAACGAGUUUCACUCAUCACAACAACAGACGAAGAGGCACGCGCAUGGGCAGAAACCGCUGCUUUCAAGCAAAACGUACUGGCCAAGCCAUGGCACAUUUCCUCGACUGAGCAUAAGAAGAUCAAACACGAUAUCAAGACUGAGAAGAAGCAACAGCGGGAAUACGAGCGACGAAAGGCAGAAUACGAAGUUAAGAAAGAAGAACAUAGACUGGCGAGAGAGGCCUAUUAUGAACAAAGGGAAAAGAAGCUCGAGGCUCGGCGCCGGAAGGAAGAGGUUGUGAUGAACGCUGGUGCCUUGAUUUGA